UUUAAGUUAUGGAUGAUUCUAUAGUUCAUUAUUAAUUAUAAUUAAAUAAACGAUUUCCUAACUUUUACAUUCAAUAUUUCACAUAAAUGUCUUCUUCAACCUUCGGCCAAAAGAGAUUUCAACCUUCACCUCCAGAAAAAGGUAGUUUCCCUUUAGAUCACGAAGGCCAAUGCAAAAAAUCUGCAUACAGGUACAUGUUUUGUUUAAGUGUAAAUAACGGAGAUAACUCAAAGUGUCGUCAACAAACCAAAGAGUACUUGGAUUGCCGUAUGCAAAAUGAUUUGAUGGCUAAAGAAGAAUGGACAAAACUUGGUUUAGCUGAUACUGAAAAAUCGAAAAAUAGUAGUAAACCUGAAUAACCAUGCCACAUGUACUUAUCGUU
Molecule: messenger RNA, 382 nt
Organism: Sipha flava (yellow sugarcane aphid)
Lineage: Eukaryota; Metazoa; Arthropoda; Insecta; Hemiptera; Aphididae
Product: cytochrome c oxidase assembly protein COX19
Exons: 1
Coding region: 87-359 (90 amino acids)
Biological process (GO): mitochondrial respiratory chain complex IV assembly
Cellular component (GO): mitochondrial intermembrane space
Source: RefSeq, a predicted model, not a curated record